Myodes glareolus (Bank vole) is the source of this 2041-nucleotide messenger RNA. Lineage: Eukaryota; Metazoa; Chordata; Mammalia; Rodentia; Cricetidae. The record is from RefSeq and is a predicted model, not a curated record.
GGGGCCAGCUCCGCGGGACCCUCCCGAGGACGCCCGAGAGGACUCUGCGGCCGCCGGCUCCGAGGACAAGCUGCCGCCGCCGCCGCCAAAGGGGAACCCGUGGACCAAGAAGCUGCCGCAGCACCUGUCCCCCGUGGGCACCGGCGCGCCGCCGCCUGCUCAGGACGCCCCGGAGGCCGAGCUCAGUUCCCCCAAAAUUAUAAAAGCGGGAAAACUCAAGACAAAGAAAUCCAACAAGGCUAGUGAUUUCAGUGAUAUGGCAAAUUGGCCAACACCAGGUGAAUUAGUGAACACAGGGUCUCAAAGUGUUAUCAGCCAAGGAAAUAAGAAACCACAAAUUAGAAAAGAAAAAGAAGAGAAGAUUGAAAAAAGAAGCAACUGUGAAAGCAAAGAGAACCGGGAAGCAAAACUCGAUGGUCCUGUUGAGAAUGUCAGCGAGGACGAGGCCCAGUCGAGCAACCAGCGGAAGAGAGCUAAUAAGCACAAAUGGGUACCACUACACUUAGAUGAUGUGAGACCAGACAGCCAGGAAAGACCUGGGUCCCGGAACAGCUCAAGAUGUCAACCUGAAGCAAAUAAGCCAGCUCACAGUAAUAGGAAAAGUGAUACACGAAGUUGGAGACGGGAUAGAGAAAAGAGAGAUGAUCAAGAUGAAGUAUCGAGUGUGAGAAGUGAGGGUGGCACCAUCCGAGGUUCUGCAAGAGGCCGCGGAAGAGGCCGGGGCCGUGGAAGAGGCCGGGGUCGAGGAAACCCUAGAUUGAACUUUGAUUAUUCCUAUGGUUAUCGAGAGCCAGGGGAAAGAACUGAUCAGCCAUUUCCUACAGAGCUCAACACCAGUAUGAUGUAUUACUACGACGAUGGCACAGGUGUGCAGGUAUAUCCUGUGGAAGAGACACUGCUUAAAGAGUACAUUAAGCGCCAGAUUGAGUAUUACUUCAGCACAGAGAACUUGGAGCGGGACUUCUUUCUUCGCAGAAAGAUGGAUGAGCAGGGAUUCCUGCCCAUUUCCCUGAUUGCUGGGUUUCACCGUGUGCGAGCUCUCACCACAAACCUUAAUCUCAUCUUGGAGGCACUGAAGGAUAGCACAGAAGUAGAAAUUGUGGACGAGAAAAUGAGGAAAAAGAUAGAACCAGAAAAAUGGCCAAUCCCAGGCCCUCCUCCACGAAAUGUGCCACAAACAGACUUUUCUCAGUUGAUUGAUUGUCCGGAGUUCAUACCAGGGCAGGCCUUUGGCUCCCAUACAGAGUCUGCCACAAACUCUCCAAGAAUUGAAAGUCCACUGAGCCCAAAGAACAAUACUGAAACAAGUACUCUCCGAGUGAUGUCUAGAGGUUUGUCUGCCAGCCUGCCUGACUUGGACUCAGAACCAUGGGUAGACGCGAAAGAGAGGCAUCGUCCUUCCCCAGUCACAUUAAAGGAAUCAACAUCUAUACUUGAAGAGACAUCAAAUCAACUAACCUUUCCAGAAGAACUAGAACAAGAAGAACGUGACAUUUUGUUUGAUGAAGAGAUGGAACAUACGGAAAGAAGGAAAGUGACAGUCAAUAAUUGGUCUGAUGAUGACUCAGAUUAUGAAAUUGGUGACCAAGAUUUAAACAAGAUUUUGAUUGUGGCUCAGACACCACCUUAUAUGAGGAAGCACCAUGGAGGCAAUGGAACAGGCACCCAUACAUCACACGCAAACAUUACAUCAGAACUUGCUGAAGUGAUUAACCAUGGCUUGUGCUAUGAACAGGACCUGUGGACGGAAAGUGAAAAUACACGCACAGCCAUAAAGGAAACGGUUUCUGGUGAGCAUCUUUCUGCUGAUGGUUUGCUUUGAUUGCAUGGUAUUGUAUGUUUUCUUAAAUGUGUUUAUUUCGUAAGAUUUGUUAUAUAAAAUUAUAUACAAUUUGAAAAUUCUUGGAAACAGAUAGUCACAACCAGAGAAGUAAUUUUAAGUGAUGAUAUAUGAAUACUGUCAGCAUCAAAAAUAGAAUUUUCUGACUAAAACUUGUUGAAAAAUGUAAUUUCUCAUGAAGGAAUAAAAAGUUGCUAUAGA